Molecule: messenger RNA, 525 nt
Organism: Trichoderma gamsii
Lineage: Eukaryota; Fungi; Ascomycota; Sordariomycetes; Hypocreales; Hypocreaceae
Exons: 2
Coding region: 1-525 (174 amino acids)
Source: RefSeq, a predicted model, not a curated record
AUGGAUCGCUGCAGUCAAGCGUUCGUCUCUGACAAUGUAUUUGGCGACAACACGCGGAUUCACCAAGGCAAUGUCAUAUUGCUAGUCACCAAGGCCACAUCAAUAUUACUGGCACUCAGGGAAAUCCCCCCUCAAGAUUUGAAGCUUGACUACUUGCCCGCUAGCUUCGACGCAGUGAAUAAGCAGCAUGUUUCGGGCUGCCUUGAACAUACGAGAGAGCAGCUACUCGCUGAUAUUCGGACGUGGAUUGACCAUAAUGGCGAAAAGCGCAUCUACUGGCUCAAUGGAAUGGCCGGUACAGGGAAGACUACUAUUUCUCUCACGAUUGCUCGCGAGUAUUAUAAAAAGAAGCAGCUGGGAGCAAGCUUCUUCUUUUCCAGAGGUGGUGGUGACCUUGCCUCAACGAAAAAGUUUGCGACUACUAUGGCCGUUCAGCUUGCUGAAUAUUCUCCGGUAUUACGACAGCAUAUUAUCGCUGCUGCUAUUUCGAACCCUAGAAUCAGCCAACUCGCCCUGUACAUGUAG